AUGCCAAAGUACUCAUUGAAGAACAUUGACAAUGUUGAUGAUGUUGUGAUGAGAGCUGGAGGCAAUAACAAUCUUCCACCAAAUGCAAUAAUCACAAUGAAGACUGCAAUAUGUGUAGAUAAACUUGAUGAACACAAUCCAUUAUCAUUGCAACUGGACGUCACUCGUGUCAUCCUCACUGAAGCGUUCAGCGAUGUCCUGCAUGCCGACUCACUGCCACCAUCACUCACCGCGCUAUCAAUAGAGUCCAACCCAUUCUACAACAUCACACUAAAGCCUGGCUGUCUCCCAUCAUCACUCACCUAUCUCAACUGUGGCUUUAACUUCAUCUCACCUCUACCAAGUCCAUUGCCGCCCUCGCUCCUCCAGCUGAGCUUUGGCUACUGCUUCAACUGCCCCCUCCCACCCCUGCCCGACAGUCUUACAGCGCUCGCACUUGGCACUGCAUUCAAACAACCCAUCAACUCAGUGCCGUCAUCACUGCGCAUUCUCACCUUGGCCAACUUACUACAGACCAAUCUAUUCAAGACUGCGCCACCCUCGCUUGAGACACUUUGCAUCGCUGAUCCAACGACAAUCACGGAGCACUGUCGAGACCGUCUGACCUGGCUGCCACCAACCAAACUCUCUACAAUGGUCCUCAGACAUGAAUUGAAGACGUAUACAACUGGCAGCAAGGCCAAGUGUUGGUCGUAUCUCACUAGUGCAAUGUAUCAUGCACCUAACGCGGACACGUUUGCCUACCAGCUAAAAGAGGAACGUCGAGUGGUCAGGGCGAUUGCCAGGAAGUUGGGUAGCGAGGCCAUCCUAUUCGUGUACCUGGGGCAACUUGAUCUACGAUCACCAGAAACCGUGCGUCGAGUGUUCAUCAUGGCAACACCAUGGGCUGAGCCUUACCAUCACCAAGUGUUGGACCAUCAUGCCAAUGCCAAACACACAGAGUCCUCUGUCAAGAAGAGUAGUGGAGUACUCGGCAAGAUCAAAUCACUCAUCACCAAAUGA
Molecule: messenger RNA, 1002 nt
Organism: Acytostelium subglobosum LB1
Lineage: Eukaryota; Evosea; Eumycetozoa; Acytosteliales; Acytosteliaceae
Exons: 1
Coding region: 1-1002 (333 amino acids)
Source: RefSeq, a predicted model, not a curated record